Messenger RNA from Phycodurus eques (leafy seadragon), 4465 nucleotides. It is a transcript of the gene map7d2b, whose product is annotated as MAP7 domain containing 2b. Gene Ontology annotation, biological process: microtubule cytoskeleton organization. Gene Ontology annotation, cellular component: microtubule cytoskeleton. The record is from RefSeq and is a predicted model, not a curated record. Bases 491 to 2335 code for a protein of 614 amino acids. The transcript has 16 exons. Lineage: Eukaryota; Metazoa; Chordata; Actinopteri; Syngnathiformes; Syngnathidae.
GCGCUCCGGCACGAGCCGAACGAGAACACGUGAGGAGGAGGUCAAAAAACGUGUUAAAUUGGGACCAGAGCACUUUGGACAUUUUGUAUGUUUUUUAGGAUUAUGAUCAAAUGUUAAGUCUUCUGUUGGUUGCUAGGUAACGAAUUGAUUUUCGUCAAAUGAAUUCGCCAAUAGGCAGCGGUAACGUGUAUCUAAUGCCAACCUAAUAACAACCCUCCCACAUUGUCGCAUGGUAGUGAAACUGUGGCACAUUAACUUUAACAAAAGGUGUUGAACUCGUUGUUUUUACAUUAGCAAGUAAUGCUAGGCUAAAUUAGUGCUAGCUGAUGAAUGGAGGGAAACAGACCGGAAGUCCUCCCCCUCCUUCAUCCAUCCCUCGCCACGCUUCUCUCCUUCCCAGCAUCCCUCUCUCCUCCUCCUCACUCUUCUUCCAUCGUCCAGAGUUAUCCAAGUGUUCUUGGACUGGGAUCCGGUCCGGCUCGUCGUCAUCAUGACCCAGGUGGUUCCGACUCAUCCUGCUGCUUUGACAGCUCCGGCUCGGCCUCCUGCUACCCCUCCGACCAAUAGGAAGGCGUCUCCUUGUCGCUCAGCCUCCAGUCUCAGGAGCCCCACAGAACUGUCCGAGGCACUGCGGGACAAAGAUUGUCGCGCUAGGCAGCAGCUGGAGCGCAGCGGCAAGGAGCGAGAGCGCAAGAUGGCGGCGCAGAGGCGGAAGGAGCACCAGCGCCGCCUGGCGGCCGAGGAGAAGAGACAGCAAAAGCAAGAGGCCGAGAAGGAGAGGCUGGAGGCCCUGGUGCGGCGGAGAGCCGGAGGAGGAGGAAGAGAGGCCCGGGACCACCAGGACAACCGGCCUAAGCGAUGGACGUGGGGCGGGCCCCCUGAUGGAGUGGAGGGUAACACUAAGACCCCGCCCUGCCACGCCAUUGGCUCCGCUCUGCCCAAUCGGCUGCCCGCUGCUUCCAGCACCCACCAAUCCCGUAACGUCUGCGAAUUCCUGACCCCGUCCGACCCGUCAGAUCAACCAAUGAGCAAGCAGCUGUCCAACUCGUCCUCCGACCUCCACCCGACAGAGACGGCUUCUUCCAACAAGCACAGACCUCACAGAAGUUCGUCCAACCGCAGGAGCAUUGCCGCGUUCCCCGAGGACACGGCACGAGCCAAAACGCCCACGGGAGAGGUUCCUUCUGCACCUGUUCGUAGUUCAUCCUUCAGAGCCAACGGUAAAGGUCCUGCUACACCCAAAAGGAUGCGGUCCAGCAGGAGUCGGGCUGCGUCGCCGUGUUCGCCGGGUCAGUACCCGCCGUCGCCUCUGCGGCAGAGGGCCACCACUCCCGGCGGCGACGACAGGGGUCACCACGGCGCCCCGGACAGGAAGUCCGCCAAAUCCGAAACCUCGGAGAAGAAGAUGUCCAAAUCUACCAGCAGAGAAUUGUGUGCAGAGUCUCCGGGAACGCCCACGGGCCGCGGCGCGGGCGGCACCUUGGACGCGGAGGAGGCGUCGCGACUGCUGGCCGAGCGGCGCCGCCUGGCCAGGCUACAGAAGGAGCAGGAGGAGCGACAGCGGCAGGAGGACGAGCUGCUGAGGGCCGAGGAGGAGCGCAGGGGGCAGCAGGAGGCCCGGGACCUGCAGGAGAGAGCGGCGCGGCAGGCGGAGGAGGAGCGAGCCCGGCGCGAGGAGGAGAGGAAGAGCAGAGAGGAGGAGGAACGCCAGCAGAAGGAGCAGCGAUGGAAGAACAUGCAGGAGCAGCUGGACAAAGAGAGGGAGGAGGCCUUCCAGCGAGCCCAGCGCGAAGCCGAGAGGAAGAGGAGGGAGCGGGAGCAGCUUCACAUCCAGGAGGAGCAGGAGAGGCUGCAGAGGAAGAAGAGAAUUGAAGAAAUCAUGAAAAGAACACGCAAGAGUGACGUGGACGCUCCGCCUGGUGCUGCAGCCUGCGACGUGAAGUCGGAGAUUGCGGCGCUCACCCUGGAGGAGGACGCCGGGACCCCCGCCGGGACCCCCGCCGGGACCCCCGUCGAGACCCCCGUCGUCCUGCUGGGACCGCUGGAGAACAAGAGCUGCUUGGACGAGCUGUCGGACGGCGUCCAGUCCAUGGACGUCAGCCCCGUGUCCAGGGACGAGCCGGCCAGCGCUCAGGACUUCUCCCCGGUUGCGGACCGCUGCCCCCUUGAGCAUCUGAUGGACGUGGACCCGCAGGCGCCCCCCUACCCCAAGCUGCAGGCCGGCAGCGGGGUGGGCGACCUUAACGAGAACCUCCUGAUCCGAGCGUACAACGGCACCGCCGCCGAGUCCUCUCCGCUCAUCCGCAGCGUCUGCCCCGGCGAGGUGGACGUGUGACGUGGUGGACGUGGACGCGCAGGAAACUUGCAUCCUCGGCUUCUCGACUGAGCGCAGCAUCAACGAUCGUCGUUUUUUUCCCACCAGGAAUCGCGACUGCUCAUCAUCCUGCAAGCUGAUCGACACCCUAAAACAUCCCAAAAUGAUCCCGCGUCAUCUCCAGAUAACUACUUCAUUUAUUCCAAACCUAACUGGUUGAUUUAGUGAUUGAAUGAUGACACAUUGCAAUACGCCAAAUGUUUAUAAUAAUAGGCGUCAGGAUACUUCCGGGUGGCAGAACACGAGUGACUACCGCUGACCUGAACUGAAACCAUGACAAAAACUGUUUGGGAUAUACCCCACAAGGUUGAAGUUUUUUUUCCAAUUUACUUUUAAGAAAAAUCUACGAUAUGAAUUUCUAUUUUUGAAUCAAUUUACCUGUUGAGGUGUAAAUUUUGGCCUCUGCUGGCCCUCCCCUACUCACGUAGCAUCUUCUUUUCAAACAACACUUCACACUUUCAAACUGGCAGUAAAGAAGGCUAAAAAUCAUCAUUCAGGCCAUUUAAAAAUUCCCAGCGAUGCAUUGAUUGUUUUCAUCAUUUCUCUGCCUUUGUCAAAUGACAAAGUAGGGCUGCACAAUUAAUCCAAUUUUAAUCGUGAGCACGGUUUUGGCUGCCAUCAUUAAAUGAACCUGAUCUUCGGCGAUAUUUAUAUUCAAAUGCAGACCUUGAUUGGCUGGCAACCGGUUCAAGGUGUCCCCCGCCUCCUGCCCGAUGACAGCUGGGACAGGCUCCAGCACGCCCGCGACCCAAGUGAGCAGAAGCGGAUCAGAAGAUGGAUGGAUGGAUGGAUGGAUGGAUGAAAUGCAGACCUUGCCGCAGAUCUAAUCAAGCAUUUUCUCAAGCAGUAGACAGCCAACCACCAGGGGGCGCACGCAAACCAAAUACUUGCAUAUUUAUUCAGUUAGCCCUUGGUACUUUUUUUAAAUGAUUGGGUAAAUUCUCUACACCACUUAUAGCUAAAAUGGUAAUCCAUUCAUUUUCAAGUUUCAUUUUGCAGGGAAAAUUGUGAACAUAUUGUUUGUUGAAUAAUAGUGCAGUCAAAAUACACUACCAUGACGAAUAAUUGUGUUUAGUAAUCGUGAUCACAAUAUUGAUCCAAAUAAUCGCGAUGAUCAUUUUGGAAAUAAUUGUGCAGCCCUACAGGGAAGUGUUUGUUUACUAGUGGUGAAAAACGCUUCGCCUUUUGCCACCCGGCUGUUUUCCUGCGUUAGGAACCAAAAUGAGAGGACUUCCAGAUGAUGUUUGGGAGCAACAGUUGCAACUAACAAAGAUGAUGAUGAGUAUGAAUCUGAUUACUGCAGAUCAAUCAAACAUGUUUCAGGUGACACUGAAAGAUCUCAGAAGAAGAGAGAGGAAAGGCUGGUUCCUACCCAAGUCCAUGUGCGCCAUCUUCACUGCCACCCGCUUGCAUCGGCUCCCAGCUCGCGCUUUUGGGACCCGUGUAAAUAGUGUCGACGGGGCAGCAAACGGCGUGACUGGAGAUGUUAGCGGCCGCACUUGUAGCUUGGUUUCUCCAUGGUUUCUGCGCGUACUGUUGAUUUGUAGCCUGUAGCUUGGGCCCCAUCGGGACAUUUUGUGGACCGCAGAGUCCACGGCGAAGGGUGAGGGGCUAAGAAAUGUCACUCAGUUUUGACACCUACACAACUCACAAAAAAAAAAAGAAAAAAAAAGUGAAGAAUCUGCUUUGAAAUUUCAGGACUUUGUUGUGAGUAGUGUAUGUGCAUAGUUGUAAGGCACUGACUAACUUCGCUAACGGCAGUGUGUAGUAUGCACUAUUAUUACUCUGUACUCCCCGCUCACUACUUCUCUCCCCCCCGGAAUAUACCUCACCGGUCACCUCUGUGGCCUUCCACCUCAACCGGUUCCAUCCGCCAGCACGUGCACCCCAAAGUGGAGACGCGGGAGGCGGUUGAGGAGCGACGACAAGCGAGCGUCUUCUUUCGCUUUCCGCUCAUCGUGGCUGGGAGUCCGCCAUGAAGGCCACCCGUGUCUCCUCCGCCACUAGUAUGCUGCAGCCUGGUUCAAUAUAUCAUUGUAGAUGUGAUGCAUGGAUUACUGCUGAAUAGCAUAAAUAAACUUCAUCAAAUCA